CUCAAACGGAGCUCACGGAAAGUUUUGUACCACCAAUUGUUCAAGCUUAUUUGUCUCCUCGAUCUUGACAACGUGAUCCGCAUACUCAAGGAUAUUUUCAAUGGCUUCCAUGAACAACGAAAGAGCCUCAUCAUCUUCCUCUUCCACCCAUCGAUUGACAUACGAAGUAUUCCUCAAUUUUAGAGGUGAGGACACCCGGAAUAGUUUUACGAGCCAUUUAUAUACUGCGUUGGAUCAAAAGGGCAUUUACACCUUUAUAGAUGAUGAAAAACUUGAAAGAGGAGAAUCAAUUUCACCUACACUCAUGAAAGCAAUAAAAGAAUCGAGGGUUGGUAUUGUCAUUCUCUCAAAAAAUUAUGCAUCUUCAACGUGGUGCCUAGAGGAACUUGAAGAGAUUAUUGGAUGCAUAACCAAGACAGGAAUGACAGUUUUACCUAUUUUUUAUUGUGUGGACCCAUCUGAUGUACGAAAGCAGAUAGGAACUUUCAAACAAGCUUUUGAUGAACAUGAACUACGUUUCAAGGAGAACAUAGAGAAGGUGCAGAAAUGGAGAGCUAUUUUGAAAGAAGUGGCCAAUACCUCAGGAUGGCAUUUACCAAAAAGCACUGAAACAAAAGUUAUACAAGAAAUUGUGCAAGAGAUAGUUAAUAAAUUGAGUUCUACAUAUAUAGUAGAUACCAAGGGACUAAUUGGAAUAAAUUGCCGAGGUGAGGAAUUGAUGCCACUUUUAGAUUUAGAGUCAAACACUGUUCGCAUUAUAGGAAUUUGGGGGAUGGGAGGAAUGGGCAAGACAACUCUUGCUAGAGUUGUUUAUGGUAUGAUUUCCGAUCAAUUUGAGGCUUGUAGUUUUAUUGCUAAUGUUAGGGAGGAUUCUGAGAAAAAGAGUUUACUUUGGUUACAACAAAAAAUUUUGAAAGAGCUUAUGAUGGGCAGUGAUAUGAAUAUACCAGAUAUUGACAGCGGCAUUCUCAUGAUCAAGAAGUGGUUACGUUACAAAAAGAUUCUUCUUGUUCUCGAUGAUGUAAAUAAAUUAGACCAAUUAAACAAAAUAGCUAGGGAGAAUGAUUGGUUUGGUCCAGGUAGUAGGAUUAUCAUAACAACAAGGGAUGAGCAUUUGUUAAGGACACGUAAAGUAGAUGUAAUAUAUGAGGCUAAAGGAUUGAAUGAUGUUGAAGCCUUUCAUCUUUUUAAUUUGAAAGCUUUUGGAGAUGAGCAUCCUAUUGCAGAUUAUCUAGAGUUGUCCAAAGCCUUUGUACACUAUGCUAAUGGCCUUCCCUUAGCCAUUGAGAUUUUAGGUUCCUUUUUGUUCAGCAAAGGUAAAGAUGAAUGGAAAAGUGCAUUAGAUAGGCUAAAAGAAUAUCCUGAAAGAGAAAUUCUAAAUGUGCUUCAAAUAAGCUAUGAUGGACUACAAGAAACAGAGAAGGAAAUUUUCCUGAAUAUUUCAUGUUUCUUUAAUCACAUGAAUGAAGAAACUAUCAUAGAAAUAUUAGAUUAUCUUGAGCUUUACCCUAAAAUUGGAUUAAGGGUUCUUAUUGAUAAAUCUCUCAUCAAAUUGCAAGAAAAUCAAUUGUGGAUGCAUGAUUUACUACAAGACAUGGGUAAGGACAUAGUUCAUCAAGAGUGCCGUGAAGAUCCUGGGAAGCGUAGUAGACUGUGGUUAUAUAAGGACAUUGAUGACGUGCUGACAAAAAAUACGGGGACAAAGGAAAUUCAAGGCAUAGUGCUAGAGUUGCUUGAACAACAAGAAAUGGUCAAAUGGAAUCCUGAAGCCUUCUCAAAGAUGCAAUAUCUGAAAUUUCUCAAAAUUGAUAGUGUUCACCUUAUGCACGACCUCAAACAUCUUCCUAAUAGUUUAAGAUUUCUUGAUUGGAGUGGGUACUCUUCGAAAUCUUUGCCAUCAAGCUUCCAAUCAAAUAAACUUGUAAAACUUCGCUUGAGAAAUAGCUACAUUGAACGACUAUGGAAAGGAGCAAAGGUAAUUUAG
Quercus lobata is the source of this 1984-nucleotide messenger RNA. Its product is annotated as TMV resistance protein N-like. NCBI's taxonomy places the organism in Eukaryota, Viridiplantae, Streptophyta, Magnoliopsida, Fagales, Fagaceae. The coding region runs from base 101 to 1984 and encodes 627 amino acids. The transcript is spliced from 4 exons. Gene Ontology annotation, molecular function: ADP binding. Gene Ontology annotation, biological process: defense response; signal transduction. The record is from RefSeq and is a predicted model, not a curated record.